GUGCUUUGUCCGCUUGUCCAGAGCCUUCUACAAUAUCCGCUACCGCUACCGCUGCCGCGUCAGCCUGGGACGGACUUCUGCCAGAAGACGCUCGGCCAGCUAGCCCACUCAAUCCCAAGACUCGCGCCACGAUUCUUGAGUCACCGAUGCCUGUGGAGAAUAUCCCCAUUCUGGAGGGGCUCGAGAAGUGUCUCAACCUGCGCGACAAGUAUAUCGCGCGCUCCGGCCAGACGCUUGGAUUUGACCCGCGCGACUAUGACGGCCUCUUCACUGGGCUGGACGAGGACAUCGCCGGUGUGUCUAGUGUGCGCCCUGACGCGGACUACUUAGCUCGUCCGCCCCCGCAGACCCCGUUCCAGAAGUGGCGCAUCUACCCCCGUCCCCCUCCCCCUCAUUGGCACUGGAAGGGCAAGGGUACCGUUGUUCCCAGCAAUGCCGGUUAUGAGGUCGCCGACGACGAGGACUUCGAGCUCUCGGAAUGUGAGAUGCCUGGCGCCGACAACAUGGACUUCGCCAUAGAUGAGAAGGGCGUCUACCAGGUGUAUACAAGUGCCGAAGAUAAAGGCAAGCGGCCAGUAUAUGAUGUGCCUAGUAUCCGAGAAUACUUUGUGGACCUAGAGAAGAUUCUCGCCGUCAUCUGCGACGGUCCUACCAAGAGCUUUGCUUUCAGAAGACUGAAUUACUUGACCAGCAAAUUCACGAUGUACUCGCUUCUCAACGAGCAGCAGGAGCUGGCGGAGAUGAAGCGCGUGCCGCACCGUGAUUUUUACAACGUCCGUAAAGUGGACACCCAUGUCCAUCAUUCCAGCAGCAUGAACCAGAAGCACCUGCUCCGCUUCAUCAAGUCGAAGAUGAAACGUAGCCCACAAGACGUAGUGAUUUUCCGAGACGGGAAAGAGCUAACUUUGGAACAAGUGUUCCAGAGUCUCAAUCUCACGGCAUAUGACCUUUCCAUCGACACUCUAGACAUGCACGCUCACAACGACUCCUUCCAUCGCUUCGAUAAAUUCAAUUUGAAGUACAAUCCCAUCGGCGAGUCUAGAUUGAGGGAGAUCUUCUUGAAAACAGACAACUACAUUCAGGGGCGUUACCUCGCCGAACUGACCCAAGAGGUGAUGACGGAUCUCGAGCAGAGCAAGUACCAAAACUGUGAAUGGAGAAUCAGUAUUUACGGCAGGCAGCUCGACGAAUGGGACAAGCUUGCGAAAUGGAUAGUCAGCAACAAGCUGUUUUCGCACAAUGUUCGCUGGCUCAUCCAGAUACCACGUCUCUAUGAUGUGUACAAACAAAACGGCUCAAUUGGGACCUUUGAAGAUAUCGUACGGAACGUCUUUCAGCCUCUAUACGAGGUGACACGGGACCCGUCAUCUCAUCCCGAGCUUCACGUCUUCCUCCAACGCGUCAUCGGUUUCGACACUGUGGACGACGAGUCAAAGACGGAACGCCGGUUCCAUAAGAAGUUCCCCUACCCGCGCCUCUGGGACACGAAAGAAUCACCCCCGUACUCUUAUUGGGUAUACUACAUGUACGCAAACAUCGUCAGCCUCAACCAAUGGCGUCAUGCACGAGGGUUUUGCACAUUUGUCUUCCGGCCACACUGCGGCGAAGCGGGAGACCCCGAGCAUCUUGCUUCUGCCUACCUGACAGCCCACUCGAUAUCCCACGGCAUUCUCCUGCGCAAGGUUCCUGCGUUGCAAUAUCUGUUCUAUCUGAAGCAGAUCGGCCUCGCGAUGAGUCCUCUUAGCAACAAUGCGCUGUUCUUGACGUACGAGCGGAACCCGCUGCCCGAUUUUUUCAAGGUCGGCCUGAAUGUUAGCCUAAGUACGGAUGACCCAUUGCAGUUUCACUUCACCAAGGAACCUCUGUUGGAAGAGUACAGCGUUGCAGCCCACAUCUAUAAGUUCCCACAAAGCUCUCUAGCUGAGCUUGCACGCAAUUCAGUCGUUCAAAGCGGAUUUGAGAUGGAGGUCAAGCGGCACUGGCUGGGCCAGAAUUGGUAUCUUCCUGGUGCUGCGGGCAACGAUAUCAACAAGACCAAUGUGCCCAACUCGCGCUUGGAGUACCGCCGCCAGACGCUGCUCGAGGAGCUCUCUAUGAUCAGGACAAAGGAAACUCAUGACACGCAAGCAUGGGUUCCUCCACACGCAUAGACCUACUGUAGGUAUCAGGACACAAUUCGUACUGAUUUGCAUUGCUUGCUUAGCUGGCGAUUCGUGAUUCUAUAUGUAGUGUUCGCAUCUGCGCUAUGCUCUCACGUACGUUACUGCCUCAAUUUACUGCCGCUUGACGCUAUCGAACGUAGCG
This is a messenger RNA of Dichomitus squalens LYAD-421 SS1, 2304 nucleotides long. RefSeq names its product AMP deaminase. Gene Ontology annotation, molecular function: AMP deaminase activity. Gene Ontology annotation, biological process: IMP salvage; AMP metabolic process. The record is from RefSeq and is a predicted model, not a curated record. Gene Ontology annotation, cellular component: cytosol. The transcript has 13 exons. The coding region runs from base 147 to 2150 and encodes 667 amino acids. Lineage: Eukaryota; Fungi; Basidiomycota; Agaricomycetes; Polyporales; Polyporaceae.